Molecule: messenger RNA, 1503 nt
Organism: Dendronephthya gigantea
Lineage: Eukaryota; Metazoa; Cnidaria; Anthozoa; Malacalcyonacea; Nephtheidae
Exons: 1
Coding region: 300-1493 (397 amino acids)
Source: RefSeq, a predicted model, not a curated record
CUACGUCAUCAGCCUACGGUCGUUACAGAGUUGUACGAAUUAAUACGAGAUAGUGCCGACAACUCACGGAGAACCAAUUGUGCCAUGCUUCCCGCGGAGACUAGACUCGUAAAAUUCUGAUCGGGGAAAAAAUUUUAAUAAAACGCGCAUCCUUGCUGGUUUUUUGAUCAUCCGAAAGAAAGAAGUGUUUUUGAACGACGCAUAUAUUCCUUUGGUCAACAUUUCAGCUGAGUAUUAGUGUAUUUUGUUGUUUUGUGUUCCUUUUCUUUAGGAAUUACUCAAGCGAAAAUCUGUACAACAUGUCGGUCAAUGAGACCGCUUCGCUUGAUGAAAUCCAAAGUGCUGAGGCCUCCGAGCCUAUUCAUACAGCAACACCACAUGAACAAUACAUGGCCUCGAUGGUGUCUACGAUGCAAAACGGCAUUGAAAAGACCAAUGCACUAAUUUCGAGACUCGUUGAAUCGAUAGAAGGCAAUUCGAUCUCGUGCUCACAACACGCUCCAAAGAGGGCACUUGAAAUUGAACCCGUCGAAGACGGGGAUGAAUCUGCCACAAAGAGGGCAAAACGCGCCCCUAAGUCAGGGCAACAAAGUAAUGAAAAUGACCACAAUGUCAAUACACAAAAUGCCAUUAAUGACGAUGUUUUAAGUCUUUUCGGUGGCUCUGAAGGCGAAUAUGAUCAUGAUGGCGGCGAGGGUGAAGCCGAAAUUUCCGACUUAGAUAACGAAGAUGAUCUUUUGAGUUCGAUUUCGCAAGAUCUUUUCGAAACUACCGAUAAAGGUCCAGCAAUAAGCGAAAAACUCGCAAAAAUUACAGACAAAAAUUUUAUUGUAGAACUAGAGCCUGGAAAAUUGAAAAAUAUCCUACAAAAACAUCCAAGACCUCAAAAUUGUGAGCAACUAUAUGUGCCAAAGGUAAACCCAGAAAUAUGGUAUAAAAUGCCAGGGUAUACCAGGAAAAAAGAUAUUAAACUUGCCAACCUGCAAGAUACAUUACAGACCAGUGUUUCGGCUAUAAUGAGCUCUUUGAAUGAUAUCAUGCAAAGUCAUGAAAUGAAAAGGCAAACAGACCUAAAAAUGGUUGUUUCAAAAUUGGUAGAUGCCACUGCACUCAUUGGACAUGUUUCUAAGGAGCUAUCUUUUAAACGCAGAGAUUCGAUAAAACCAUUUCUUCACAAUGAUUUUAAACAAGCUUGCUCUAGAGAUAAUAAGGUUGAAAGCCUUCUGUUUGGCACUGAUUUACCUGCCACAGCACAAAAAAUUAAAAAUACAAGUAAAGUCAUGCAAAGUGUCACUGUAUCUAACAACCGUUUUAAUAACAACAAUGUUCACCGUUUCAAUACCAACAAUGGUUCUUCCUCACAGUAUAACAGUGGUAAUACACAAAGCCAUAGCCAGCCACGUUUUUUAUCCCAGCGGGGGAGGAAACCGUAUCCUCCCCGGAGACCAGCACCAUACAUAACCCAGUACAAAAAGAAAUUUCAGAAGAACUAGAGAGUAUAGA